This is a messenger RNA of Paramecium octaurelia, 2011 nucleotides long. NCBI's taxonomy places the organism in Eukaryota, Ciliophora, Oligohymenophorea, Peniculida, Parameciidae. The record is from the annotation of a GenBank genome assembly.
AUGUUAAAAUUUUAAGUCCGUAUAAAUGGAUAAGUCUUUGAUUUUGAAAUACCUAAAAAUGCAACAAUCGCAGAACUGAAGGCCAUAAUAGUAAAGCAACAAAAAGUAAUUUUUUAAUUCAAUUAGAUUACAGCUACAUUUGGUCUCUAUAUUUUCGGUCAACUCCUAUUGGAAGAAGGAACUGUUAAUAAGAUCAUCUACAAUUAUAAAACAGACAAUCUUGAAGUGAGAUUCAAAGAGAAACCAUAAGUGCCAAAGUUCCAACACUUUUAUAAUUAAGCCAAAUCUCUAGUGUUGUUGAAGACUAUUGUGUCAACAAUAAAGUUUUUAGAUAAUUUGAAAGAACUCAAGAAGUAAAGGACUCAAGAUUCAGAUAAAGUAAGUAAUGUGUUUGGUUCAUUCGAAAAGGAACCAAAAUUAAUCAAACAUAAUUCUUCUAAUUUACUUACUAAUUUUCCUGAUAGAGUCAAAGAACUACCAAUGUUGAGUCAUAUCAAAAUGUAGGAAGAUGAUCAAGUAAGAAAUCAAAAUAAUGACACUGUGUUAAAUAUCCUAAAUAAUAUGAUUAAUGAGGAACAAAGAGAAAAUCAUCAUAAAAGGCAAAUCAAAUCUAAUAAAUAGAAAUAUCAAGCUCUUAAACUAAGUCCAUAAAAAGAGGAGUAUUUGAUUCGCAAACAGAAAGCCACCUCCUCAUUAUAGGAUCCAAAUGAAAGCUAAAAAGCAAAACUGCUUAUAUAGGAAAUGAAAAAAUAAAAAGAACUAUUACAAGUAAAACGAUAGGAACAUUUAGAUAAUAGUGCAGAAAAGAGAGGAUUAAUUUUGGAACAUUAGAAAGAAGAAAGAGAAAUAUUGAAGUAGUAGAUUACUUAAGCGAAAAGAAAUAGAAUUGUUGAAAGACUUAAUGAAAAUUAAAAGAAUCAUGAGUUAUUAACUUAAUUUAAUAAAUAAUCUUAAUAGUUGAUUAAUGAAUUAAAAAAUAGAAUGAAAAAACAUUAAGAUUCUCUUAAAGGCAAAGAUGAAUAAUUAAAAUAAAUCUAUUUUGAAGAUGCCAAAGUAACUGUAAUUUCUCUUAAUCUAGCUCAAACUUCAAGAGAAAAGGAAGCAAGCUUAACCAAUACGAUUAUCAGAAUUAAAUUAACAUGAGGAGCAUUAUUUAGAAAAUAGAGAAAUCCUUAAAUUACAAAGAGACUAGAAAAAAUUAGAAUGGGAAAUCAAAAUCAAAUCUGAAACCAAAUAGUUCUUUAAAGAUUAUAAGGUCUUGCAAGAAGUUAUGAAAAUUGAUCAAUAAGUGAAAAAUAAAGACAUUAUAGAAUUGAAGAAAAGAUAAGAAUUUAAAGUAAAAAAAUAAAAAUACUCUGAAAUCAUAUAAGAAUUUCAUAGACCCUCAAAUUUCACUAAAAAUUAUGGUUAAUAAUCGAUCAAUGAUAAUUCAAUCAAUGAGUCAAGAGAUUUUAAAUUAAAAUAAUUAAUAAGAUAUCGAAAUAAAUCCUAACUGUUAGAUUCAUUAGUGAAUACAGGAGUUAAAGCAAAAAGUAAUAAGAUAUACUAAGAUUUUUAGUGAAGAAAAUCUAAUCUGCAUUAGGUCAAUAGCAUAUAGCACCAAAAACUAAAAUUACAGAGAGUCUCUUAUAAGGCAAAGUGCCUGAACCUAGCACUUAUUUUCAUCUGAGAGUGCACACACCUUAGAAAAUAAUCAUUUAAGAAGGUUAAAUAAAAAAGUAGUAACCAGACUACUUAAGGGAAUUUGAAAGAGAAAGAAAAUCUAUGAGUCAAUCAGCUCUCCCAUCUCAUUUAUAAUUAAACAAGUAAUCAUGGUUAUUUAUACGAAAGGAAAUUGAGUGCUCAAUAAGAAAUACAACUGCUUUAGAAGUUAGAAGAUGAGGCAAAAAAGAAGGAAUAAUUAGCUUCGAUCAGUCAAAAUGACGAUUUACAAAUAGAAGCAACAGAUUUAUACUUAAAGAGUGUAUAGGCAAAAUUGUAAUUUUUGGAUAAGAAAUUAUCAAAUUUUUGA